Molecule: messenger RNA, 231 nt
Organism: Cetraspora pellucida
Lineage: Eukaryota; Fungi; Glomeromycota; Glomeromycetes; Diversisporales; Gigasporaceae
Source: the annotation of a GenBank genome assembly
AUGAAUUAUUCUGAGAAAGAGGCAUAUCCAAAACAUCCUAGAAGAAGACCACCAGAUCCUGUUUGGGAUCAUUUUUUUGCAACUUCAUUGAAAUCACCUAGUUAUUUUGCUGCCAAAUGUAAAUAUUGUUCUAUACAAUUUAAUCAUGAACAUCCUAAUCAGCUUAAGAAACAUCUUGCAAAAGAAUGUGAAGAUGAAAAUUUUGAUAAUGAUAUAAGAGAAAAAUAUUAA